Messenger RNA from Neurospora hispaniola, 2431 nucleotides. Its product is annotated as CASC3/Barentsz eIF4AIII binding-domain-containing protein. The record is from RefSeq and is a predicted model, not a curated record. The transcript has 2 exons. Gene Ontology annotation, cellular component: exon-exon junction complex. Lineage: Eukaryota; Fungi; Ascomycota; Sordariomycetes; Sordariales; Sordariaceae. Gene Ontology annotation, molecular function: mRNA binding. Bases 116 to 2272 code for a protein of 718 amino acids. Gene Ontology annotation, biological process: mRNA processing.
CGAUAACAUUACCACCGUCGAAGCUUCCUGCCCCCCUUCCAUCGGCUGAACAGCCCCGACGCGAUUAUCCAUAUAUCCUUUCUCUCCCUACCUCGAUCACCUCCACAUAGAAACAAUGGCUUCCGCCGCGCCCAGACGCAGAAAGGUCAUCGGUCAGCGUCGCAGGGUUGAGGACGAGGGUGAAGAGGAGGGCCCUGACACCCUGGACCUCGACGACGACUCGGUCACAGAAGCCUCCAUCGCAAGCGACGACCACGACCUCGCUGACAACGACAGCGACACUAGCAAUGUCGACGAGGUCUCUCCCUCCUCCCCCAAACUUCACAAGCAUGUCGGCAAUGGCGCCGCGAAAGCUGGAACCAGGCGCCGCGCAAGCGACACGGCUGUCGCCAAGUCUGGCGAGAAGCCCGUGACGGAUACGGAAAUCAUGCUACAUGGACUAUCACUGGCCGACAAGGAUGGCGAGGUUGAGGAAGUCGAUUUUGAUAAAGUUCAGCAUCAUGAGAAAGGCCCUGCUGCUAAGGACCCCGCGGCGCCUGUUGUCGUGAGCUCCAACUCUGUCGCAAAGCAGUCGCGCGUCCUCCCACACGAACAGAAACGGCGCUCGGAACAUGAAGAAUACCGGCGGAAGAGGGACGAAGACCCAACCUUUGUGCCCAACCGGGGUGCUUUCUUUUUACACGAUCAUCGUCAUGCUGGACCGGCCGCGAACGGCUUCCGCCCAUUUACUCGACCGGGCCGUGGAAGAGGUGGUGGACGAGGUGGUGGGCUUGUGGGCCCAUUCACUUCUGUAAACCCACCUAGUAACCCCUCCGAUCCCACGACGAGCGGGCCUUGGGCUCACGAUAUGCACGAAGAAGUCGCGGGCCCUCGCCCUCAACGACAGCAGCCACCCAGAUACAUGCCUGACGAUGAAGGUCCUCCGAAUGGAAACGGUGUCAUACACAACGCGCCACUGAGCAACACCCAUAUCAACCGGGCCAUGUCCUGCGUUAAGCCCCUUGGCAACGUGACCGUCCGCGUCUUCAUCCCCAACAUCGGCCUUGGGCCUAAAAGCUUCCCUAGCAUACCCUUGAAACAGUACACGAAGCUUCCCGAUCAUCGUCCGCCUCUACGAAGGGAUAAGCCCGUCAGGAUCUCCAUACCAUACCACAAUUUCCCUGUGAUGCCUCGCUAUAUCUUCCCGGCUAGCGAUAGAUCAUUCAUCUUCAUCCCGCGCGCUUUGCGCCCGAACAACCAGCGCGGUCGCGGCAAGGGCCCGCGUUCUGCCUAUGGUUCCAUUGGGGGCUUCUCUCGCAGGACUAGUGUGUUUGGCGGAAGCUUCUACGGCAGCGCCUAUUCACCUAGCAUUGCUAUGAGUCGACGAUCAUCGAUUGGCAGAGACUUUAUGAUGUCGCCGACGGGCUCUGUAAUCUCCCGGCCGCCCCUCCCUGUUGACGCCAAUAGACCCGUUGUCCGUCUGCCACCGCACGCACAGCAGCAGCCAACGAUGGUCGCAACCCAAAAUAUGCCCAUGAUGGAGCCGUCCAUCAACAACAUCCCACAGCCGCAAACCCAUCCUCUCCCACAAAAGCCUGCUUUCCAGGACAGCACUGGCACCGCUAUCCCCAUGUAUCAACCGCGUCCCCAGAAGUCUGUGUCGGUUGAAAACAUCGAGACGCCAGCGCACCCAACGGCUGCUGCACCUCCAGCUUAUCAACAAGCUUUCCAUCAGCAAGUUCCUCCUCAAUUGGAAUCGCAUGCUCGCAACCCAUCAUACCAGUCCCAGGUUUCGACGACUCCACUUUCACAGAUUCCCGAGCGAGCUAUCCAUGCCGCUCCAUUCCAGCCCAACACUUUCUCACAGCCCGGUUUCUACGCCCAGCCGGUGCAGAUGAUGCCUCCUCAGCAGGGAUACUAUUAUCCUCAGGGAAUGGGCACCGAUAUGCAGCCGAAUGCAGCGGCGCCCGCUUUUAUUCCUGGAGGGGUUCCGGUGCCUCAGCCUAUGGGAUACACAACAUCUGGGCCAGUUGACCCAGUAGCGGCCGCGAAUGCUCAGGCCAGUGGGCAAAACGGUGCCUCGCAAGGUCCUGUCGCCCAAGAAAUCAACGGUAUGGUGUACUAUUAUGAUCCGAACACGCUUCCUGCCAUGGUUACAUACCCCCAGUAUCCAGCUGCAGCGCCGGCCUAUGGAGGUCCUGGCGUGGUUGGGAUGGGAGGCAUGAUGGCUCCCGGGCCAGAUGCAUUCUACUAUCAACCGCCGCAGCCGGGAAUGGUUUACUACGCUCAAUAGGACGCGGCAUGGUGGCCUGAUGGUAGCUGAUCGGGUUGACAAGUGGAUGGCUGGGAUAUCUGGGAAGGGCUGCUCGAAUACCUGUCUGCUCAUGGAUGAUCGAAUGCUUCCAAAAAGGAGAGGUUUCAGGCAACUGCGUUGCCGUUUGAGAAACCACAG